GUGCCUCCUCCUCCUCCCGCUCCGAAGCCCGCACCGGGAGGAUGAGGCUGAUCGCGACUCUUCGCUCCUUCAGGGAGACCUUCGACUUCGGCGGACGGGACGUGGCGUCGUGGUUCCCGCGGCACAUGGCGAGGGGUGUGCGCCAGAUGAAGUCCAUUCUACACAAGGUGGAUUGUGUGGUGGAGGUGCACGAUGCGAGGAUUCCGCUUUCUGGCCGGAACUUGCCUCUUCAGGAGGACCUUUCUGUGCGUCCACACCUGCUUGUUCUGAACAAAAUGGACCUAGCAGACAUGACUCAAAAACAGAGGGUUUUGCAGGAACUGGAGAAACGAGGUGUAUCCAACGUCUUAUUUACAAAUUGUGCUGAUGAGACAAGCUUCAGCCUGCGUAAGGUGGUGCCGGCGGUGAGCAACCUGAUAGAGCUGAGUCCACGCUUCAACCGAGUGGAGGAGCAAGACUAUAGUCUGAUGGUGAUAGGAAUACCCAACGUUGGGAAGUCUUCAUUCAUUAAUGCACUGCGAAGGCGUCAUUUAAAAAGAGGAAAAGCAUCUAAAGUUGGUGGGGAACCUGGAAUUACAAAAGCCGUUCUCACCCGCAUUCAGGUGUGCCAACAACCACAGAUUUACCUUUUGGACACACCAGGAGUGAUGUCACCACGUAUCAAAAAUGUUGAGGUCGGCAUGAAGCUCGCACUUUGCGGCACCAUUCUGGAUCACCUGGUGGGGGAAGAUGCCAUUGCAGACUACCUGCUCUUCUCGCUCAACAAGCAUCAGCUGUUUGGGUACGUGGAACAUUACGGGCUUGGGGAGCCGCAGGAUGACUUACAAACCGUGUUGAAGCACAUCGCUGUGAAGCUGCACAAAACACGCAGAAUGAAGGCCUUAACAGGCGUGGGAAACAUCACCAUCACAGUUCCCAACUACAGCUUGGCUGCGUUCAAUUUCAUCCGGGCAUUUCGUAAUGGGCUGCUGGGACGUAUCACAUUGGACUGACAUUGGAAUGUAUGUGGUUCAUACUAAAUGCAAAUGACCGCCUCCUGGAAGGGCUGCAUGGACUUUUGUAUGAUUACCAAUGGAGCCAUUUUAAAUGUUUGCUACACGUCCCUGGAAUGGAUGAAGAUAUAAACUACGGAGUGGCAGGCAAAGGAUGGAAAGCAUUCCAGAGGAUAACCACCGCGGAGAUGGAGUGAUGAAAUCGGCUGUGUGCAGUUUCCGCGUGAAUUGUUGCAGGACAAAUGAUGGUGUUUGUUAAUAAAGGGAGACCAUUCAGCUUUGGUAUGAUCCUAGCUGAUGGUGAUAAUGGUUUGUACCUUUCUGCUUCUGCUGACCUGACUGCCUUUGGUAGAAAUCUGAAUUUUAAAAUGUUUCUCCGGUAAUAGAAACCCAGUGCUGAAAUAUAAAGUCAAGAAGCAACACGUGGAGAAAGGCUCUGUGACAACUGAUUGGUACGAUCAUAGAUGGUUUUGGUAAGAUAAUAAUUGUAAGGCUAUAUUUAUUACAAUAUAUUAAAGCGAAUUUUUUUUACAUU
Molecule: messenger RNA, 1527 nt
Organism: Lethenteron reissneri (Far Eastern brook lamprey)
Lineage: Eukaryota; Metazoa; Chordata; Hyperoartia; Petromyzontiformes; Petromyzontidae
Gene: MTG1
Product: mitochondrial ribosome associated GTPase 1
Biological process (GO): mitochondrial translation
Cellular component (GO): mitochondrion
Molecular function (GO): GTP binding; GTPase activity
Source: RefSeq, a predicted model, not a curated record